Molecule: messenger RNA, 1511 nt
Organism: Camponotus floridanus (Florida carpenter ant)
Lineage: Eukaryota; Metazoa; Arthropoda; Insecta; Hymenoptera; Formicidae
Product: odorant receptor 13a-like
Exons: 6
Coding region: 214-1365 (383 amino acids)
Biological process (GO): sensory perception of smell; detection of chemical stimulus involved in sensory perception of smell
Cellular component (GO): plasma membrane
Molecular function (GO): odorant binding; olfactory receptor activity
Source: RefSeq, a predicted model, not a curated record
AUGCAUUUAUUUGACUCUUCACAAUCUCCCAGGCCUCAAGCGUGUAUUUCGUGAUACUACAUCGAACUGCAAUUCGAUAAACACAUUUAGGCGAAAUUGUAUUUCUUUUCUUUCCACGUAUUUUUUUCCAAUGUAUUCAUAUAUACUUUAGUGUACUCGUCUGUACACAUAUACUUCGUGUACACGAAUGAGAGCGACGAAAGAUACGAAGUUAUGACGCAUAAAAGCAAUAUUAAUCGUGCGGCAAAAUUUGUGCUCACCUUCCUCGGUAUCUGGCCAGAUAUAUCCUGCGUUAUGUUCUAUAGAAUAUUUUGGAUUGUUACAAUUUUUAUGUUCUUAUUUUGCCAUUAUCUAUAUUUCUUGGCACAUUUUCAUUCUAACGACGUGUUCGAUUUGAUGGAUUGUUUCAGUAGUUUCUUAGGAUUUUUGAAAAUAAUAAUCUAUUUCAUCUUCUUUUGGUUGAAUCAGCGAAUAUUCAAGGAAAUUUUAACAAUGAUGGCAGAAGAUUGGAACGAUUGCGCUAAAAAUGAUAGUGAAAUGCAUGAGGCAUUAAAUAAAGCGAGGAUAUCGAACCGUAUCACCAAUGUGAUCAUGAUUCUUCAUAUACUUAGCCCAAUCCUAUACGGCGUGAGCAUGCUGGCCAGCGUUGACAUCACCGAUCGUACGGUUGAACUACCCCACAUUUACAAAAUAGAAAUUCCAUUCAACAUAAACACGCAGUACACAUAUAAAAUAAUGUUAAUUGUGGAAUUAAUGCAUCUUGUCAUGUGUAGUUUGUCCUUGGGUAUAAUAAAUGUUUUACUGCUGAUCUUGAUCCUACACAUAGGUGGCCAAUUAAAUAUCUUGCAUUGUUGGUUAGCAAACUUGAUAUUUAAAGAGAAUAAUUGUAAAUCUAUCGCCAUUAUAAUGAAAAAAAUUAUUCAGAAACAUCAAAAAAUCAUUUACUUCGCAAAAAAUGUUGAGAAUCUGUACACAUUUAUUGCGUGCAUGCAAUUCGUAUCAAACACAGUGACGAUUUGCAUAGUAGGAUUUUUAAUCAUAACAGCACUCGGCAGCUCUAACGCGACAGAAAAGAUAAUGAGAGCUAUUUCAUACUACAGUGUAACAAAUGUCGAAGCGUUCAUAUUCUGCUAUGCUGGAGAAUAUUUGAUCAAUAAGAGCAAGGCAAUAGGAUUAGCUGCAUAUAAUCUUGCUUGGUACGAAUUGGAGCCUGAAUACAAUCGUAUUUUAUUAUUCAUAAUAUUGAGAGCGCAGAAACAAUUAACACUUACGGUUGGGAAAAUGACGGAUCUCUCGUUACAAUGUUUCGCAAAAAUCAUGAAUUCUGCAGGCUCAUAUUUAUCGGUGUUAUUGGCAAUGCAAUAAAUGCCACGUUCAUCGCGCCAAUUUUCAACAUUGAAUUUUUUAUGUACAUAUAUUCAACAUGUAAACCAUUAGAAGAAUUAAUAAUGCAAGCGCAUAUAGUAACACAGCAUAUAAUAACUCCAAAUAUAUACUCCAAGAAAAUGUUA